UAUCAAAGUAUUUUUCAGUAGGACUGUCACUGCACUUGAACAAGGAAUCAUUACUGCAAGAACUUUACUGAAACAAAGAAGAAAUAUUGAACAAAUGGGGAAUUAUAAAUCUAGACCAACCCAAACUUGCACUGAUGAAUGGAAGAAGAAAGUUAGUGAAUCAUACGCUAUAAUCUUAGAAAGAUUAGAAGAUGACCUGCAGAUCAAAGAAAAGGAGUUCACAGAACUGAAACACGUCUUUAGCUCUGAUGAAGCCUUCAGCAAAGUCAAUUUAAAUUACCGCACAGAAAAUGGGCUCUCUCUUCUUCAUUUAUGUUGUAUUUGCGGUGGUAACAAAUCCCAUAUUAGAACUCUUAUGCUAAAAGGGUUGCGUCCAUCCAGGUUAACAAGAAAUGGAUUUACAGCUCUGCAUUUGGCAGCUUACAAGGACAGUGCAGAACUUGUGACAGCCCUGUUGCAUGGUGGAGCUGACAUUCAGCAAGUUGGAUACGGAGCUCUUACGGCGCUUCAUAUUGCUACAAUAGCUGGUCAUCAUGAGGCUGUGGAUAUACUUUUGCAGCAUGGAGCUUAUGUCAAUGUUCAAGAUGCAGUGUUUUUCACCCCAUUACACAUUGCAGCAUACUAUGGCCAUGAACAGGUUACCCACCUCUUGCUGAAGUUUGGUGCUGAUGUGAAUGUGAGCGGGGAAGUUGGAGACAGGCCCCUCCACUUAGCUUCUGCCAAAGGGUUUCUUAAUAUUGCAAAACUCUUGAUGGAAGAGGGCAGCAAGGCAGAUGUGAAUGCUCAGGACAAUGAAGACCAUGUUCCUCUACACUUCUGUUCUCGAUUUGGACAUCAUGAAAUAGUGAAGUUCCUACUCCAAAGCAAUUUUGAAGUUCAGCCCCAUGUGGCCAAUAUUUAUGGAGACACACCUUUACACCUUGCUUGUUACAAUGGAAAGUUUGAAGUUGUCAAGGAAAUAAUCCAGCUGUCAGGAACAGAAAGUCUGACUAAGGAAAAUAUAUUCAGUGAAACAGCUUUUCACAGUGCCUGUACCUAUGGCAAGAACAUAGAACUUGUAAAAUUUCUUCUUGACCAGAAUGUUUUAAGCAUCAAUCAUCAAGGAAGAGAUGGGCAUACAGGAUUACACUGUGCUUGCUACCAUGGUCACAUCCGUCUAGUACAGUUUUUACUGGAUAAUGGAGCUGAUAUGAAUCUGGUAGCCUGUGAUCCCAGCAGGUCUAGUGGAGAAAAAGAUGAGCAAACCUGUUUGAUGUGGGCUUAUGAGAAAGGACACGAUGCCAUUGUUACCCUACUGAAGCAUUAUAAAAGACCCCAGGAUGACUCACCCUGUAAUGAAUACUCCCAACCUGGAGGAGAUGGUUCUUACGUCUCUGUUCCAUCCCCUCUAGGGAAGAUUAAAAGCAUGACGAAAGAAAAGGCAGAUGUUCUCCUCCUCCGUGCUGGUUUGCCAUCACAUUUCCAUCUUCAGCUCUCUGAAAUAGAGUUCCAUGAGAUUAUUGGCUCAGGGUCUUUUGGAAAAGUGUAUAAGGGAAAAUGCAGAAAUAAAAUAGUAGCAAUCAAACGCUACAGAGCCAAUACCUACUGUUCCAAAUCAGAUGUGGACAUGUUUUGCCGUGAAGUUUCUAUCCUCUGUCGACUCAAUCAUCCUUGCGUCAUCCAGUUUGUUGGCGCUUGCUUAGAUGAUCCAAGUCAGUUUGCUAUAGUCACUCAAUAUAUUUCUGGAGGAUCACUUUUUUCUCUGCUGCAUGAACAGAAGAGGAAUCUUGACUUGCAGUCUAAAUUAAUCAUUGCUGUAGAUGUUGCCAAAGGUAUGGAGUAUCUUCAUAAUCUUACACAACCAAUCAUACAUCGGGACUUGAACAGCCACAAUAUUCUUCUCUAUGAAGAUGGCCAUGCUGUUGUUGCUGAUUUUGGAGAAUCUAGAUUUCUGCAGUCCCUGGAUGAAGACAACAUGACAAAACAACCUGGGAACCUACGCUGGAUGGCCCCUGAGGUAUUCACUCAGUGCACUCGAUACACUAUAAAAGCUGAUGUUUUCAGCUAUGCUUUGUGUCUCUGGGAACUGUUAACAGGUGAAAUUCCAUUUGCUCACCUCAAACCAGCUGCAGCAGCGGCAGAUAUGGCCUAUCAUCACAUCCGGCCUCCAAUAGGGUAUUCAAUUCCCAAGCCCAUAUCAUCACUGUUAAUGAGGGGCUGGAAUGCAUGUCCUGAGGGAAGACCAGAAUUUUCUGAAGUAGUCUCAAAAUUAGAAGAAUGCCUAUGCAAUAUUGAGUUGAUGUCUCCAGCCUCCAGCAAUAGCAGUGGCUCUUUGUCUCCUUCCUCAUCUUCUGACUGUCUCAUUGCACGAGGAGGUCCUGGCCGUAGCCAUGUCGCAGCUUUACGUAGCCGGUUUGAGUUGGAAUACGCCUUGAAUGCAAGAGCUUAUGCUGUUUGGUCACAAAGCACUGGUCAACAUCCUUCUCAAGGCCUGUCCUUGGACGACAUGAGGAGGAAUUUCCAGUACCCGCCUAUUGACAGAAACGGUUACGUGUCUGAUCCCAUGAGUUCUAUGCGAUUUCAUUCCUGCAGUAAUAGUGGCAGCUUUGAAGACAGCAGCUGACAGCAUGAACCAUCUACCUGGAGAGAGAUUCCCCAUCAACUGACAGCAGCAAUUCUUACUGUGUCAGCAUAGCUCCCAGGCAUUAUACAUUAUACCAAAGAUGCCUAAAUUGGCUUGUUUAUUUACUGAUGGUGAACAUUUCUAUCAUAAAUUAUGCUGUAACCUAUUUUUCCUCCCAGCAUGCUUAGGGUUUUCUGGUGGUGCACAUUUGUCUUUCCUUAAUAAAAGCAAAUGUCCACAAGGAAUACUGCACCUUAAACUUGAACAUUAAUAAUUUGAGAAAAGAGAUUAAAGCAAAAAUAAAUCUGUUAGUUACAGAGUUCUAGGGCAAGUUGUUUUACUUUGGACUGCAGUAAGGCUUGUGCAGAUAUCACAAACUUCCCGACUGAUACAAACAAA
Messenger RNA from Trachemys scripta elegans, 3001 nucleotides. RefSeq names its product serine/threonine-protein kinase TNNI3K. Gene Ontology annotation, cellular component: nucleus. Lineage: Eukaryota; Metazoa; Chordata; Testudines; Emydidae. The coding region runs from base 95 to 2602 and encodes 835 amino acids. Gene Ontology annotation, molecular function: RNA polymerase II-specific DNA-binding transcription factor binding; ATP binding; protein kinase activity. Gene Ontology annotation, biological process: protein phosphorylation; regulation of transcription by RNA polymerase II. The transcript is spliced from 25 exons. The record is from RefSeq and is a predicted model, not a curated record.